GUUCGUUCAAAACAGAGUCCUCCUCCGAUGGAUCUCUUACGCAACUCCUACGCCAAUGACUCCGACGACGAAGAACCUGAACCGGUUAACGAUAACAACCGGUUAAAAUCUAUAACCGACACACCGUCUCUUCCGUCCAAGCGCCCAUAUCCUGAACCGGAGGAGGGACAUUACAGACCAGCUCGUAAACCAAAUCCUCCAUACAAUUCUAAUCCGGAUCCUCCGGUUCCAGGACGGUACGUUUCCAAGAGAGAGCGUUCCCUUCUAGCCUCUCUUUCAACUGUUCCAACUCAAAAUCAAAGCUCCGAUUUGAUUCAGAAACCUUCCGUUAGCUCUCCUACUGUUCUCGGGAGCAUCUCUGAUUCGCAAGUUCCCCGCCAUGUUUUAUCACCAAAAGGAUCCUCCUUUCGAACCGGAAUGCCGAGUAGGAUGUCGGUUUCGUUAACCGGUCAUGCAAAGGCUGUAACUUCUAUUGAUUGGUCAACAAGUCAUGUUCAUCUCCUUGCUUCAUCGGGGCUAGAUGGUGCUGUCUACGUGUGGAAUGUGUGGAGCAGCGGUGAGAAGAAAGUACGAGCUUUUCUCCAUCACAAUGCUCCUGUUAAAGACGUGAAGUGGUCGAAGCAAGGGCUAUCUCUUCUCUCUUGUGGAUAUGACUGCACUUCGAGGCUGUUUGAUGUUGAGAGAGGGGUGGAGACACAAGCUUUCAAGGAGGACCAGGUUGUUGGAGUUGUUAAGUUCCAUCCAGAUAAUGUCAACCAGUUUCUCUCGGGAGGGGUCAAGGGUAGUCUUAGAUUAUGGGACAUUAGGAGCAACAAAGUUGUGCAUGAAUACAUCAAGGAUCUUGGUCCGGUUCUUGAUGUUGAGUUUAUGGCUUGUGGGAAGCGGUUCAUCUCUUCUAGUGAUGUUUCUGGAAGGAAUAUAAGUGAGAACGCUGUUAUAGUUUGGGAUGUUUCGAGAGAGGUUCCUCUAUCUAACCAGGUCUAUGCAGAAGCAUACACAUGCCCUUGCAUCAAACAUCACCCGCGAGACUCAGUCUUCAUCGCUCAAUCACACGGGAACUACACAGCGAUCUUCUCAACAAACCCGCCUUUCAAGCUCAACAAAUACAAGAGAUAUGAAGGUCACUGGGUCGCAGGUUUCCCUAUCAAAUGCAACUUCAGCCCUGAUGGAGAAACCUUGGUCUCUGGCUCGUCUGAUGGUUACAUAUACAUGUACGGAUACAAAUCCACUGAGCUCAUUAAGAAGCUCAAGGCUUAUGAGCAUCCCUGUGUGGAUGUUGCAUACCACCCUGUAUUGUCUAACGUGAUCGCGUCUUGUAGCUGGGACGGACAGGUCUCUGUUUUUGAGUAAUCUCACAGUGCUUUUUUUUGUUUUUUUUUUUGUGUGCACAAUAUCUCACAGUGGUUAGUACCUUGAAUGUAAUGUUAUAAAAGCUACUUCUAAUGUUAACCUUAGA
Molecule: messenger RNA, 1456 nt
Organism: Eruca vesicaria subsp. sativa (arugula)
Lineage: Eukaryota; Viridiplantae; Streptophyta; Magnoliopsida; Brassicales; Brassicaceae
Source: the annotation of a GenBank genome assembly